AUGAACUGGCGCGAGAUCGAUCAGGUGCUCACCGAACUGAGGCUGCCCGGUGCCUUCAUCCGGGACGUCGCACAGACCGACGCGGCGACGCUGCUCUUUGCGCUGCACCGGCCGGGCGACCGGCAGCGGGGCAUCGGUCCCGCCCGGAUCACCCUGCUGUGCAGCUUCGCCGCCGGCGCCAGCCGGUUGCAUCGCACUACGGCACCCUUUCCGGCUCGCCGCGUGCCGACACCGCGCUUCGUGAGCUUCCUGCGCGCCCAUCUGGGCAACAGCCGUAUCGAUUCGGCACUGCAGCUUGCCACGGAGCGGAUCGUACGCAUCCGCUGCGGGGCGGGCGCGCGGCGCCGCAUCGUCUGGUUCCGCCUGUGGAGCGGCGCGUCGAACUGCCUGGUCACCGAUGAACGGGGCAUCAUCCUGGACGCGCUCUUCCGUCGACCGCAGCGCAGCGAGGUGGCCGGCGGCCGUUUCGACCCGUGCGCGGGGCUCGCACUCGGGCGGGCGCCGACCGCGCGUGGCGCCGAUCCGGACCGGUAUCAGCUGCGUCCCCUGGACGGCGACGGCGACUACAACGCGCGCCUCGACGCGCACUACCGGGCACGGGAACGGAUCGAACAGGGCAUGCGCGACGCACACACCGCCGGCCUCCGGUUCGAGGGCGAGCGGCAGCGCAUCGCCACCCGCAUCGUCCGGCUGCGGGCCGCCCUGAACCGCGCCACCGGCUACGAGACGCUGCGUGCCGCAGGCCAGACGAUCCUGGCCAACGCCCACCUCAUCGACCGCACGGCGACACGGCUGGCGGCGCCGGAUGGCGGCGACCCCAUCCCGCUCUUUCCGCGAUGGUCGCCGGCCGACAACGCACGCCGCUACUUCCUGGAGUACCGGCGGCAGCGCGCGGCGGUCGAGCGCCUGCAAACCGAGUUGGCCGAAAUGCGAAGCCGUUGGGAGGUGUUUCGCGCGCAGGGCCAUGGCCCGUUCCUGGAAGCCGUCGCGGCCGCAUCGACGCCGGCGCCGCGGCGCCCGUCUCGCGCCGCGGCGAUCGGUCCCGGCAGCCGCUACCACUCGGCCGGCUGGGUGCUGUGCGUCGGGCGGUCGGCCUCCGCCAACGACGCCAUCCUGCGUCACGCCGCCCGCGGCAACGACUACUGGUUCCACUGCCGCGACCACCCGGGAGCCCACUACGAACCGACGUGGAACGGCCAUUGCGGCUCGAUCUGGACACGAGCGCUGCUCGGCAUUCCCGCGGGGCCGCGGCACAACCAGUACAGCCUUGCCCAGCUCGGCGCGGUGGCUCAAUCGGACGGCUGGAUCGUCUCCGACUGCGACGCCGAGCAUCCGCCGACCAUUGAGGUCUGGCGCUUCGCGGGCUACCGGCAUUACCAGGAACAGGUGUACGUGGUCGGCCCGUGGGUCGACGGCGUCACCCUGGACGGGGCGCUCGCAGAGCCUCCGUCACGGACACGGAGCCGACGCCUGCUGCGGCUGGCGCGGGCACUGCAGGCGCUCGCCGAGCGGGUCGACUUCACCGGGCCGGUCCAGGGUGAUGCGGUGAUCUUCGCCGACGACGGCCGCCUGCUGUUCCUGCCGCCCACGGUGAUGGAACGCCUGAAUGGCGUGAAAUCGCCCGCCGAGCGACUGGCCAGGGUCGAGCGCUACCUCCACCCGCAUCGCCAGGGCCCCGACCAACUCGCGUUCGCGCUUGGCGUUGCGGUCUACCGGGUGCUGUGCGGCCGCUAUCCGUUCGACGGCGACUCGGAAGAAGACAUACACGACCGGGGCACGGCGGCCGUGCCGACCCUCUCCGCCUGGAGCGGGUUGCUCGGCGGUCGAGCCGCAGCGGAUGCCCUUGCCGAGCUUGGAGAUCCGCCGCCGGAGACGCUGAGCGCCGUGCAGUCCGAAACCGAACAGGCCGAACGCCGCUUUGCGCGCAACCGGUUCUUCAGCCGCAACUGGCGCCGCCUGCUCGGUUGGGGCGCCGGAGCGGCGGUCGCGCUGGCGAUCCUGGUGCCGAUCGUCGGACGCGCGCUGGCGCCGCCGGUCACGCGCGGACUCGAGGCGGCAGAGGUCGUCGAGCUGUUCUACGAAUCCAUCAAUACGAUGGACACCGAGCCGAUGGAGGACGCGGUCGAAGGCGACGCGGGCCGCGGACUGAUCAACGAAACCCUGCACAUGUUUCUGGAGUCCCGUAUGGCGCUGGCCAACCGCGGGGGCAGCAGAGUGGUGUCCGCGCCGGAGUGGGACGGCCUGGGCCGCCUCGAGGAUCCGCCGUUUCGCGUGUACGGCGUCACCGAUCUGGAGAUCCACGUGGAGCAGCGCCAGCCGCAGCCGGUCUUCAGGGCCCGCUACUACUUCUGGACGCCCAACCUCGAGGACAUGGUCAGCGAGACCGAACCACCGGGGGCGCUCGUCACCGAGCGGCUGUGGCUCCGGUGGAGUGGCAAGGACUGGGCGAUCGAGCGACUGGAGUCGAUCGAUCGCGAACCGAUACCUGCCUCCGCGCUCGAGGCGGAGGAUGCUUCCGGAGCCGAGGGCCAGGAAGGGGCGGCCAACUGA
Messenger RNA from Geodia barretti, 2550 nucleotides. The record is from the annotation of a GenBank genome assembly. Lineage: Eukaryota; Metazoa; Porifera; Demospongiae; Tetractinellida; Geodiidae.